GUCCGCGGCCCACAUCCGGUCUCUGAGGGCUCGGGUCGGGUCGUCGUGGCUGAGGGGCUGAGGGUGAGAGCCGUGCUGGGGCGUCGCAGGGCUUCGCGGGGCGGCGGGCCGGCGGCGGAUGCGGCGGGUGUGGGGGCCGGCUUUCGGUACGGCUGCGGGUCGCGGAGGCGUUGGCGGAGGCGGCGGGGCUGACACAGCGGGCGGCGCGUUUCCCCGGAGCUGCCUCCCGCGGCACCGGGGCCCGGCGGGCGCGACCCCGGGGGUUCAGGUGGGAGCGACGUUGGUCCCGCCGGGCCUAGGUUACCUCAGCGCGGGGGCGUCCACGAACUCGAGACCUCGAACCGACGCGGAUCUCUCUGAAAAUCGAAAGUAGUCAUUUUAGAGCGAGACGUGGGAGACUCACUUAAAGAAUGACUUCUUUUCAAGCCUUCUUUCUCUUCGUGAAGUACCAGGGAUGAAAGAUGAAUGAAGACCUUUCUUGCCUUUAGAGAAUCUGGUCAUCGGGGACACGUCGGUUAACGUUUGUGCUGUGGUAUGACCCUCAGUCUUCUGGGAGGAGUGUGAAGAUGCUAAAGGAGCGUCCAGGGAUGGCAGAAGACCCCCAGCAACAGAUGGGUGUUCCUGUGGUAAAGCUGGAGAAAGAGUUGCCAUGGGCCAAGGGAAGGGAGGACCCUAGUCCUGAGACUUUUCGUCUGAGGUUUCGGCAGUUCCGCUACCAGGAGGCAGCUGGUCCUCAGGAAGCCCUCAGGGAACUCCAGGAACUCUGUCGCCAGUGGCUGAGGCCUGAGCUGCAUACCAAGGAGCAGAUCAUGGAGCUGCUGGUGCUGGAGCAGUUCCUGACCAUCCUGCCACGGGAGUUCUAUGCCUGGAUUCGGGAGCAUGGCUUGGAGAGUGGCAAGGCUCUUGUGGCCAUGGUGGAGGACUUCACAGAGAGAACGUUGGAGGCCAAGGCGGUUCCAUGCCUCGUGCAGGGAGAACGGGAGGAGACAGCACUUUGCAGAGGCCCUUGGGAACCAGGUGUUCACCUGGGGCCAGUGGAGGUCAAGCCUGAGUGGGGGAUGCCCCAUGGGGAAGGAGUUCAAGGCCUAGACCAAGGCACUGAGGAGCAACUCAGUCAAGACCCUGGAGCUGGGACACAAGCCUUCCAGGAGCAGGCUCUGCCAGUUCUUCAGGCUGGUUCUGGCCUCCCUCCAGUGAACACCAGAGACCAAGAGAUGGCAGCUGGGUUCCUUUCAGCUGGACCCCAGGGGUUGGGGCCAUUUAAAGAUAUGACUCUGGCCUUCCCUGAGGAGGAAUGGAGACAUGUGACCCCAGCCCAGAUAGACUGUUUUGGGGAAUAUGUGGAACCCCAGGACUGUGGGGUCUCACCUCCAGGCAUUGGGAGCAAGGAAAAGGAGUCUAAAACCCAGCAGGCAGACCUCAAGGGGGCGCUUGCUCGGGUGACGGCAGAGAGGUUUGGGGAAGCCACACUCCAGAGCCCUGAGCUUGGAAGAACCUGUGAGCAGGAGCCCAGUAGCUCUGUGGGAAACAUGCCAGGGCCGCCUCCUCCUCAGCAUGCUGUCAUACCCCUGCCCGAUGACCUCAAGACCCACAGCUCCUUUUGGAAGCCUUUUCAGUGCCCCGAGUGUGGAAAAGGCUUCAGUCGGAGCUCAAAUCUUGUCAGACACCAGCGAACCCAUGAAGAAGAGAAAUCCUAUGGGUGUGUCGAGUGUGGGAAGGGGUUCACCUUGAGAGAGUACCUCAUGAAGCACCAGAGAACCCACCUGGGAAAGAGACCCUAUGUGUGCAGUGAGUGCUGGAAAACGUUCAGUCAGAGGCACCACCUCGAGGUCCACCAGAGGAGUCACACAGGGGAGAAGCCUUACAAGUGUGGUGACUGCUGGAAAAGCUUUAGCCGGAGGCAGCAUCUGCAGGUGCAUCGGAGAACUCACACAGGGGAGAAGCCCUACACUUGUGAGUGCGGCAAGAGCUUCAGCAGGAACGCAAACCUGGCUGUGCACCGGCGAGCCCACACCGGGGAGAAGCCGUAUGGGUGCCAGGUGUGUGGGAAGCGGUUCAGUAAAGGGGAGCGAUUGGUCAGACACCAGAGGAUCCACACUGGGGAGAAGCCCUACCACUGUCCAGCCUGCGGGAGGAGCUUCAACCAGAGGUCCAUCCUCAAUCGGCAUCAGAAAACUCAGCAUCGCCAGGAGACCCUGGCACAGUAAGGAUGCACCUUUUUUACGAAAGGAAGGUGCUGGAAGGUGUAGGACCUUUCAGGAUCGCCAAGUGGAGGGAGAUCCCAUUGGAGGAUGCAUUUGUCUUUCCUCACUGAAGGGCUUUGAGGAGGGAGUGGUAGAGUGAUAGGGUGCAGAAAGGCACUUUGACCCAUUUUCUUUCCAUUUGUUGUCAAACAAAAGCAAGGCAAUGCCUGAUUUAUUUUGAGUUUCCAGAGAGCACAGCACCUCACGUCUCUUAUCCAAGUGGUGCAAACUGUUUUUUACUGUCUUUUGGGAAAUUAUAUCCUGAACUUCAGUUCAGGUUGAAGUUUUUCUCCUUCAUUGGGAUUUCAUAUACGCCUCUCGAGCAAGUCUGACAAAGUUUUGUCCCAUGUUGGCAAGUUACACCUCAUUGUGAUGAGGGCUGUAUCGACCUGCAAAAUCAUUAGUUCAGACUCUGCCUCUCUUCUGUUCCAUUUAACAAGUAUUUAUUGAACAGCUACUGUGUCUGAUGCUGGGAGCACAGUGGUGAAUGAGGCACAUGAGCUGUGGGCCUCCUGGAACUGGUGAUUUAGCAGUGGGAACACACACAGAACCAUUAAUAGCUCCAGACAUUCUAAGUUAUGUUUGUGGUACGUGCUGUUUGAGAGGGUAGUCUUCUGGUGCUCACUCGUUCUGCCCUGCCACUCAGGUGCUGGAUCUUCCCCUCCCUAGUUAGGAUCUCUCAGGCAGCCUUGUUUAUUUUACUUUAUUUUUACCCCCUUUGUCUCUGUAACAGCAUACCCUCAUUUGUAUAGUUUCCCCAUUAUUCCUUGUACUGUAACAACUAUCCACCCAUCCAAUAGGAAAUUAAUAUUUUGCUAUUGAUUACCGAAUAAACAUGAAAGUAUUUUAAAAAGUGUUCAGUUCUAUAUAAAGAUCUAAUUAAAUAAGUCUGAAAGAUGAACUAUUAUUAA
Molecule: messenger RNA, 3154 nt
Organism: Leopardus geoffroyi (Geoffroy's cat)
Lineage: Eukaryota; Metazoa; Chordata; Mammalia; Carnivora; Felidae
Gene: ZSCAN25
Product: zinc finger and SCAN domain containing 25
Exons: 6
Coding region: 567-2207 (546 amino acids)
Biological process (GO): regulation of transcription by RNA polymerase II
Molecular function (GO): RNA polymerase II cis-regulatory region sequence-specific DNA binding; DNA-binding transcription factor activity, RNA polymerase II-specific
Source: RefSeq, a predicted model, not a curated record